Molecule: messenger RNA, 1587 nt
Organism: Aspergillus terreus NIH2624
Lineage: Eukaryota; Fungi; Ascomycota; Eurotiomycetes; Eurotiales; Aspergillaceae
Exons: 3
Coding region: 1-1587 (528 amino acids)
Source: RefSeq, a predicted model, not a curated record
AUGGAAGGUGACCUGCCAACAACAGCUCUCUCCCAUUGGUAUUCCGGAGAGCGAGACUUCGAGGACGCCGAGGUUGCUUUCGAGAAAGCGCGAGCCCUGUUUGAAUCACAAGGCACUCAGGAUUCCCGCAAAAAGGGCCGACUUCAUGCCUUGAAAACAACGACCAUGGAAGACCUCCUGAAGGCGGUGAAAAAAGCACAGGAAGAAUGUCAUGGGCGACGGACGGACUCAGCUGUUGGACGAUGCAUGGUUCAACUAGCAGAAAGGAUUCACUACUACGGAAACAUCAUGGACGUUCUCUCGCAGCAUCAUCCCGAGUUCACGGCCCUGGCCUGGGGUGCCAUGAAGUUAUUGGUUGGGGCAAUUGUCGAGCAUAAAAACACCGAGUUGACCAUCGCAAACGGCCUCAUAGACGUUGGGGAUGCUCUAUCUCGAGCCAAACUCGCUGUGUCCUUAUAUCCAACUUCAUCAAUCAAACGGAUGUUUGCCACCCUCUAUGCACACAUCAUUCAGUUUCUGCUACGGGCGCUAGAAUGGUACGAAGAACGCCCGUGGAAACGAGCGAUGCAUGCUGUCACCAAGCCUGCAGCCCUGCGAUACACGGACAUCAUCAACAAUAUCCACCAAACCACGGAUAAAAUCACGGCCCAUGCGACGGCGGGCAGUCAUGCGGAGCAGCGUGAUAUACAUCGAAAGUUUCUUGCCAUCCAAAAAAUGAUGGAACAGAAUGCGUCAUCGAGCACGGACGGCCUCACGAGGAUCCUACAGGAGCUCCAAGACCUGAAAAAUCUUCUCGCCGCCACGCGCGCAGAGCAAGUACAGAUAUCGCGCUCUGUGUUCAGUAUUCAAUCAACUCAAGCACUCCAGGUGAUACAAUCCCAGUGCAAAAUUGAUCACCAGAGCUGCCUACAAAUUUCCAUUGGACUUCGCAAUCACCGUCGCUUCAGACAGAGGACCAAGAUAACGCCCUUUUGGAAGACACCUCGACUACAAUUAUGGAAUCAAUCAGCUACGUCCUCACUCCUUCCAGUCAAAGUGCGAAUUGCGGAUAGAACGAUUGCCCAAGACUUUUGUACCAACAUUGUCGAGCAGCUUCUCAGGAGCAAAAUAGCCAAUAUCUGGGUCCUGGUCCCCCAGAGAGAUUGUUACCCUGUUAUCGCCACACUCAAAAGCCUCAUAUAUCAGACGGUAACCUGGAUCGAUGCAAUGGGAGCGAAGGAAAGGAUCCUACAAUAUCUGGAUCAAUUCAACCACGCAAGUACCGACGAGCAUUUCCUGGACGUCCUGGCUGGACUCCUUCGUUCAUUGCGGGUUGUAUACAUGAUCGUGCAGCUGGACGCGAUAGAUCCACACUACGCACAAGGCUUUUUUUCCUGCAUCCAGAGGCUGGCUAGAAAAUUAUCGGACGGUGAUUCGGUUACCGUUCUGAGAAUACUCGUCGUUAGUUGGAGUCCAAGAAGCGUACUGGGUGGGGAAGGACAAAUGCAGCCUCUUCGGUUGUCCAUGCAGGGUCGGUCUCGACGUCGAGGGCAAUGGAUGCCCAGUCAACCUCUUCAUGUGCCGACAGGAAUUCGUGACGGAGGAUAA